AUGGUGGGGAUUGCCAAAUUACCGCCGGAGGUUAUCCAGCAUAUUUUUGACCAGCUUUCGACUGCGCCAUCGUAUUCGCACCUGUACUGGGUAGACGCCAGUUUCAAGAGCAAGCUGUCAGACUUGGAGGCAAUUAGUCGAACAUGUCGAGCUUUUCGACAGCUGGUCAGGCGAAAUCUAUUCAGCUACGUCUGGCUGGUGAAACCCGGACACAGCCACCUGAUAUCUCUUAUUAGAGGUUGGGACUCCCGCCCAUAUUGUACACAACAUGUACGACGUGUGUGCAUUCCUAUCCACGCUCCAGAGCUAUCUCCUCGGCAGCAAGAGAUGAGAUUGUCAGAUGACGAAGUUCCGUUUAUUGAAGGGACACUCAGUAAAAUGGGGCUCUCAGUUAACCCAAAAGAUUGGAAUGGUGGCGGCCAUAUCAACAUACUUGCCAUAAUGGUUCCUCUCAUGGCCAAAUCGUUGAGAGAACUUGAGAUUGAGUACAUCUUGAGUGAAGAUCACCGAAACCAUGAUGUCUCGAACAAACUUCUCCUGAUGGAAGAUGACGUCUUUCCAAACUUGGAAACCCUACACAUCAAAUGCACACCUCGCGUAGGCCGAUUUCCCAUGGAGCUUGUCAAAGCUAUCUCAAAAAAUGCCCCAAAACUAAGAUCUCUCAAGAUCCAACAUUUCGACGACGCCUGGUUUGACGAGUCGCAAACUUGGGAAAAGCUCACCGAUAUCUCCAUCUGGUCGAGUUUAAACAUGCAGCCGUUCAUCAUGGAAAUUAUCUCGAAGCCAAAGCACUUAUGUCAUUUCGGACUUGACAGAUGUGUGUCGAGUGUAAGUCAGAUGGUGGAUAUGAUCGACGCGUUGACCGAACACAAAGAGACACUUAAAGCUCUGAGCGUCCGGUUCCCCGAUCGAUCGACUGGAGAAACAGCGAGUCUGCUUCUACACAAGCUCUGUAAUCUGGAAACCUUCACGACGCAGUUACAGGACGCCGGCACGCGGAAGGAAAACAUUCUACGACAGCUCCCAAAAUCUUUACGGAAGCUGCGUAUCGUACAAGCACGAGACCACCACCAUAACCAUCUUGCAGAUCAUUGUUGGUUGGAGGAGCACCUUCGGAGACUCAAGAAGACGGGCAAACAUCGUAACUUGCAAGUGUUUAUUUGUGAUACUUGGGAGGAAAAGGAAGGAGAAGAAAAACUCGAUUUUGAUGGACGAGAUGAGGAUUCCAUCGAGAAAGAGUACUUGGCAGAGGCAGUCGACUGGAUGUACUUGAUGCCUUGA
Molecule: messenger RNA, 1281 nt
Organism: Colletotrichum scovillei
Lineage: Eukaryota; Fungi; Ascomycota; Sordariomycetes; Glomerellales; Glomerellaceae
Exons: 1
Coding region: 1-1281 (426 amino acids)
Source: RefSeq, a predicted model, not a curated record